AUGUAUGCAUUUAUCUAUCUAUCUAUCUAUCUAUCUAUCUAUCUAUCUAUCUAUCUAUCUAUCUCAGGCUGUUCAUUAUCUAUCUAUCUAUCUAUCUAUUUUUGCCUUUUCAUAUCUAUGUAUGUCAGUUUUUUUAUGUCUAUCUAUCUAUCUAUCUAUCUAUCUAUCUAUCUAUCUCAGGCUGUUCAUUAUCUAUCUAUCUAUCUAUCUAUCUAUCUAUCUUUGCCUUUUCAUAUCUAUGUAUGUCAGUCUUUUUAUGUAUAUCUAUCUAUCUAUCUAUCUAUCUAUCUAUCUAUGUCAGGCUGUUCAUUGUCUAUCUAUCUAUCUAUCUAUCUAUCUAUCUAUCUAUCUAUCUAUAUUUGCCUUUUCAUAUCUAUGUAUGUCAGUUUUUUUAUGUCUAUCUAUCUAUCUAUCUAUCUUUGCCUUUUCAUAUCUAUGUAUGUCAGUUUUUUUAUGUCUAUCUAUCUAUCUAUCUAUCUAUCUAUCUAUCUAUCUAUCUAUCUCAGGCUGUUCAUUAUCUAUCUAUCUAUUCAUCUAUCUAUCUAUCUAUCUAUCUAUCUAUCUAUCUAUCUAUCCCCGUCUGAUAAGUUUCUAUCUAUCCAUCUAUCUCAGUCUGUUAAGUAUCUAUCUUAG
Molecule: messenger RNA, 633 nt
Organism: Acanthosepion pharaonis
Lineage: Eukaryota; Metazoa; Mollusca; Cephalopoda; Sepiida; Sepiidae
Source: the annotation of a GenBank genome assembly